CGGCGUCCGUUUAUAACGUCAUGUCGUGUUUGUAAUUUUGAAAAUAUUUACUUGAUUUUCACUAUAAAGUUGAUGAAAUCCCUUUAAAAAUUAGUGAAGGUGAUAAUAAUGGAUACUUCGAUGAAUGAAACAGAGGCACAUCAAUCUUUUCGAUCUCCACCUCGGAGAAGGCGGUCAACAUUCUUCGAAAGAAGGGACUCGAUAGUUCCACACGCAAUGUCUGAAAAUUUAAACCCUUUUAAGAAAGAGUCAGAAGCGAAUGAUAGACAUUCCGAAGAUCUCACAAGAUAUUAUGAGAAACUUCUGGCUGAGAAAGAAAUGUGGAAGAAGGAGGUAAACGAGAGGAGAAACAAGUACCAUGACCUCAGACAACAAUACCAGAUGGCAGUAAAAGCAUCUAGUAGAUCAAGAAUGUCCUAUUCAGCACUAUCCAAUGAAGACAUAGAAUUUAUCAAGGGAAAACCAAACAUAUCCAAACUUAUUGACAGUCAACAGAAACUUCACAAAUCUGUGCUAGAGGCCCGAGCACUUUAUCGAAGGGCAAGUGAACUUGAUAAUGUAAUAUUGACACAGAGUGAAAAUAUUGUCAGUAUGGUCACAGAUUAUAUACUGGAAAACAGUACUAUUGGGCCAACAGAAUGAUGAUAACCUACGUUGAAUUUUGUAAAU
This is a messenger RNA of Spodoptera exigua (beet armyworm), 669 nucleotides long. Lineage: Eukaryota; Metazoa; Arthropoda; Insecta; Lepidoptera; Noctuidae. The record is from the annotation of a GenBank genome assembly.